Molecule: messenger RNA, 2554 nt
Organism: Physcomitrium patens
Lineage: Eukaryota; Viridiplantae; Streptophyta; Bryopsida; Funariales; Funariaceae
Product: VAN3-binding protein
Source: RefSeq, a predicted model, not a curated record
GGGUGGCGGCUUCUGCGGAUCUGGAGCGUGUGCACCCAUCAAAUGUGACUCCAUUGCCGCUGACUGUUGUUUGCUUGCUUGCUACAUGCUAUGACUCACGCAGUUGUAGUGCGCUCUGACUUCUAAGUUUAGCUAGCACUCCCACUUUGCUCUGCUCACUCUUCUCUCCAACGUCUUGUUCCCUCCACCGCCGCCUUGCUUGUCUCCCUUGCUUCCUACAGUUCUCUCCUCUCCUCUCCUUUCCUAUGAGAUGUCAAGCUCUCUUAGAUCUUCGGUAUUUUUCAAUACUUCUUCCACGGCUAACCCCCACCCCUCUUUUACCCUGCCUUUGUCCUUCAUGUCUGCCUCCUUGCAAUCUCUUCUUCUGUCUCCUUUUGUUUCCUCUCCACAUUGCCUGGGUGUGCGCAUGGGAUGGGUAGUGCCAGCACCACACCCAAUGUGAUGACUGCUUAUGUUUCCUCCUCCUCUUCUUCCUCUUCUGCCGCUCAGGUUAGUCGCUCCCACCGUCCCUUUCUGGAUCGUGUUCUCUCCGAGUCCCCUCCACCUUUUCCACCACAUGGACUUCUCAUCUCUCUCUUCUUCCCGCAAUUACGCCCCCUCCACCAUGGUCUCAACCACCAAACGAGAUCUUGACAACAAAAAUGACCUGUACAUCUUGCUCGACCCCGAGAAGUUCCCGACUCCCCAUCUUGCCAACAUUGAGGAGGAUUACCCUAUGUUCAUGCCACCACUUCGGUCUUUUCCCGCCCCUGAGACCCCCUUGGAGCCUAUGGAGUUCCUCUCCAGAUCCUGGAGUAUCUCGUCUGUGGAUGUUGCGCGCUCUUUGCAGCUGAAGUCUCAGCACUCGCAUGGCUCCCUUAGAGCUUUAGAGCCGGGUUCGCAGCAUACGUCGCUGGAGGAUCCCACGUUGUGUGCCCCCUUUACAUUCGCCUCGACACUUACUUCUCAGAUGGUCAUGGAUCGACUCAUGGCACCGGGCUCUAGCUCGGAACCAUCACCUUUUGUAUCGCGGCGGAACUCUUACAGCAGUGGCUCGCUGGCAUUGCUGAGCCCUCCGGUGUCUCCACGAACUGUUGAAGAUUACAAGUUUCGAAGAAGCUUCAGCAUGAUGAAAGCUCCCCUGUCAGGGAGGUCAAUGAGCCGGUGGAUAAAAGACCUCAAAACAAAGAAAAAAGAGGCGACCAGGUGUCAGAAUGCACAGGUUCAUGCUGCUGUUUCCGUUGCUGGAGUGGCAGCUGCCAUUGCUGCUGUUACAGCUGCAACUGCUGCUUCAGCUCAAGAGGAUUCUUCAAAGACUUCCAUGGCAGUUGCUUCUGCUGCUGCAUUAGUUGCAGCUCAGUGCGUGGAGGUGGCAGAAAGCAUAGGUGCUGACCGCGAUCACAUGGCUUCUAUAGUGAGUUCAGCAGUAAAUGUUCGUUCUGCUGGGGAUAUUUUGACUCUUACUGCCUCUGCUGCAACUUCUUUAAGAGGUGCCGCUACUUUAAGAGCAAGGAGGAUGAAAGAAGCUCGAAGCCUGGCUGCUGUGACGCCUUACGAGAGAGCAGCAAUUUGCCCUUCCAUAACUUUCGGCGGUCAAGAUACUGAAAAUGAAAGUGAGACAGAGUACAACUGCCAUGAUGUACUCGCGAGAGGUGCUGAGUUUCUGAAGUGGUCGAAGACUGGUGAUUUGCAUUGGAGAAAUGUUUUUAUAUACCUUAACAAAGUUGGUCAGGUUACUGUAAGGCUUCAAAGCAAACAUAUGAGGGGCGCACUCACGAAGAACAAAAAGAGUAUUAUAUUUCAAGUCUUUUCCAAUAUUCGAGCUUGGCCAGGUAGGAACAUUUUGGAGGGCAGCGAAAAUCGCCGAUACUUUGCUCUCAGGACUUCUAGUGGAGACAUGGAAUUUGAGUGUCGGAACAAGGAGGAACAUCAAGUCUGGACAGAGGGCAUAUCACGCCUCUUGUACAUCUCAAGCCAAUGCCGUCGAAGAUAAUGAAAAAAGGAGUGUUGUCUCUGCUGUAGUCAGGUUGGAACCUGUGCUGUUUCAUGUGGCUAGUGUUUAUAUCUAUCUUGCACAAGGUUGGUGCUUAUGGUCAUUUUCUCCUGGUCUUUUCUCCACCUCUGGAUUCUUGGACAAUUUGAAGGAUAAGCGUUGAGGUUGGCACCAGGGAUGUAUAUAACAGCAUUCAAAUUGAUACAUCUCCGAAGGACAAUGAGCGAAAAGUUUUGAAGGAAAACGUAGAGAAUUUCAGAGCGUUAGUAGGUUUCAGUCAUUUUUCACCCCGUAUUUGUGACUCGGGAAGCCAUUGUAAUUCUUGCAGCUGGCAUUUCCUUCUGCUGCGGGGAUUUUAUGGUCAUUUGUAACUUAACAAAUGCAAGAUUUUUUAAUUUCAUGCAAGUUUGAAGUUCAAAACAUUUGCUUCCCUCAGCGGGGUUUGCAUAAUUUCAUGAGAGUAGAUAGGGAUGCUUUUGCAUAUCAGGAAGGUAGAGGACUUCAACUGAACUUGCACUUGAAUUCCGAGAUGUCGGAGUUAAGGGUAAACUUCACAAAAGAGUAACUACAAUUUUCGUUCUA